Messenger RNA from Triticum aestivum (bread wheat), 1657 nucleotides. RefSeq lists its product as uncharacterized. Gene Ontology annotation, biological process: transposition. Lineage: Eukaryota; Viridiplantae; Streptophyta; Magnoliopsida; Poales; Poaceae. The transcript is spliced from 5 exons. The record is from RefSeq and is a predicted model, not a curated record. Bases 874 to 1530 code for a protein of 218 amino acids.
UCCAGCAGUCCGGCGUCCUUUGCUGCUGAUUUUUUUUCCUUUUUUUAGCUUUUUACCUGCUGUUAGUGCUUGGAUAAUGAGUCAAUUUGAUAUAUACCUACUGUUAGUGCUUGGAUAUAUACAUAUUGUUAGUUUUUUUAGUUUUUUUACCUACUGUUAGUGCUUGGAUAUAUAAUAAGUCAAUUUGGUGCUUCGAUAUAUAUACUGUUAGUGCUUGGAUGGUGCUUCGAUAUAUAUACUGUUAGUGCUUGGAUAUUUUACCUUGUUCUUCCUGAAUGUCGAAUGCAAGGAAUAGCACUACAGCAGCUUUAGUUUUUCAUCACGAAAAAGUAAAGAAAGUUUCAUAGCGAAAUAUGGUGUGGUGUGUGCACAGGAGAAGGGACUAGAGAGCAUUGGCAAGACCCAAAUUUUACUCGUUCUUUCUCUAGGCGGGGAUGAUGGUGGUGGCAGGGAUGAUGGUGGUGGCGGGGGUGAUGGUGGUGGCGGGGAGGGGGUUGGCAACAAGGGGUGGCUGCGUGAUAACGCAAAGGUACCAAAGCAGAUUUCUGCUACCGAGGAGCAGAAAUGGCUCAUCGAGCCCACGGGGAAAGACAACUGGAUAUAUCCUAAAGGGGCCCGUAUUCCCAACGGCCUCAUCACCGUCUUGCUGAAGGUAUACUGGCCGGGGCUGUACUGUCCGGAUCCAGUCAGGCACCUGGACCGCCUGGUUUUGGCCACGAGCUGGGACCACUUGGUAGCGGCCCCCCACGCGGACUAUGAGACCCAUGCUAAGGCCGUGAUCACUAAUUUUUGGAAAUACUAUCGAGUUUUCCGGAGCACAAGGCCAUUCCCGACCAGAUCGUCCUUUGCCAAGCCAAGAGUAAGCCCCGCCAGAUGCAGCACGAGGUGCGCUGGGUGGCCAUCUCGACAAACUAUCACGACGCUCUUGGUGUGAAUAUGACCAAGGAAGAAGCGCGGAGGACGGACAUUACCUUGGAGAGGCACGAGUACUUGGCGGUGUGUCCAAAUUGGUGUUAUGGAAAAGACGAGUCCUGGGCAGCAUUGGUGGAUUUGUGGUGUGAUGAGGAUGGAGCUUGGGCGGCUACGAGCAUCAAAAACAAGGCUAACCGAGGGAGGGAGGGAGUACAUGCUCAGGGAAACCGAAAUCACUUUCUUCACAAGACACUUGAGGAGGAGAAACUGAAGCAGCCGCUCUCACACAUGGAGGCGUGGGAGAUCGCCCAUACACGGAGGAAGCCCAAGCCUGGCGAGGCCAAGUACUACGGCAAGACCGCGGAGUAUAAGAAGGCCUACUCCGAGGGGUAUCUGAGUUUACAUCCUGGCACACCUGACCCCAUUGCGGCGGAUCUGGAUGAGAGGGUGGUGGUGGGCAUGGGGCCCAAGAAGCAUGGUCGGCAGCCGAUUCUGGAUGUUGUGAUCACUCCUUCUAUCUCCUACACACAGCUCCGAGCUACCAACCCGAGCUUGUGCCUGCGCACGAGCACGCCCAUGACCAGUGCGCAGUCACAGUCACUACUAGGAAAAGGCUAAUUAGUGGCGCACCUGUUUUGGCCAUUAAUGGUGCACUACAGGUGCGCCACUAUCAUCACGCCACUAUUAACUAAUACUAAUGGCGCACCCCUGGUGCGCCAUUAGUAUACCAGACAAUAGUGGCGCA